Molecule: messenger RNA, 858 nt
Organism: Ustilago hordei
Lineage: Eukaryota; Fungi; Basidiomycota; Ustilaginomycetes; Ustilaginales; Ustilaginaceae
Product: related to protein hus1, required for S-M and DNA damage checkpoints
Exons: 2
Coding region: 1-858 (285 amino acids)
Biological process (GO): nucleotide-excision repair; mitotic DNA replication checkpoint signaling; mitotic intra-S DNA damage checkpoint signaling
Cellular component (GO): nucleolus; site of double-strand break; checkpoint clamp complex
Source: RefSeq, a predicted model, not a curated record
AUGAGGUUCCGCACUCAAGUGGCCGAUGUCUCGAUCUUCACGCGGGUGGUGCAGUCGAUAGGCAAGGUGGCUAACAAGUGCAUCCUCAAGCUGACACCAGACAAGAUCCAUAUCAUCUGUCUCGGUGACACGGACGGCACACAGAUAUGGUCUCAGAUGCAAGUGGACUCGAUCUUUACAGAUUACCGCAUCGAGUCCAACUUCCAGAACCACAUCAACCUCGAGGUCUCGCCGGAUACCUUGCUCAAAGCGCUUCGAUCUGCCAACAAUGCAUACAGCGUCAUCCUACGUCUAGCCAAGAGGAACAAGGAUCCGCUGCUCAGCUUCUCGAUCUCGGCGCAAAGCCACACAGGGGCCAAGCUUGAAGUAGUGCAGGACGUGCUGAUCAAAGUGCUCAAGCCGGCAGAGAUGAGCAGAAUCGUCGAGCCACUCUGCCCUGAGCCUGACGUGCACAUCAUCUUGCCCAAGCUGCUUCACUUGCGCACUGUAGCGGAUCACAUGCGGUCACUCUCAGAUGUGGUCACCCUCUCAGCGAAUCGCCGCGGUGAGCUGCGGCUCUCGGUUGUCGAAGACGAAGUGAGCUUGGACACUACUUGGUCGCAUCUCGCUCACCCAACCAUCGAUGCAUCACAGCCGAGCACAGCGCAGAACCAGCAGAGCAAUCCCGACGAACACAAGAGCGUCAAUCUUGAGAUGAAAUCGUUCCUCAAGUUCCUAUCGAGCUACAUUGUUGCCACCACCACGAUCGCAUGUAUCUGCGCAAACCAUUGCGCCAUCUUUUACGUUUACAUUGGAGACGUCGACAAGAGUAGCGGUGUCAUGACGUUCUUCCUACCUGGCGUUGUUAGAGAAGACUGA